AUGCCCCCUGUUCUUGUGGAUCUUCAUUUUUAUCUUUCUUGGUACGAUCAUUCGCACCAUGCUCUUGCUGUCCCUCCUGUUAGUGCAGCGCCCCCUGCUCGAAAGGUUGCCAACAAACGAGUUGCUGCGGCGAAGGUUGUCAAAAAAACUGCUGACAUGGACGCCCAGGUUAAGAGAGCUGCCCCAAAAAAGAAAACAACUAAACCUGCGUCCAAUGUUGUUGCUCAACAGCCCCCUUUGUCCGAAGUCCCUCCUGUACAGCCCAAGAAGGACCAUGUGACUGUCAGUGAAACGAAAUUCAGGCCUGGAAACCCCAUGCUUCGCCAAGGAGCUCCCGCAGCGGCGACGGUCAACGCGGUCGAAGCUGAUGAGGAAUAUGAAGGGGCGUCUGAUGCAGAAGAGGUGGUUACAGACGGUGAGCUGCGUGACGAGGAUGAUGAUGAUGAUGACCACGACGACGACGACGACGAAGAUGAAGAGGAGCAAGGCGGUGACUCCGAAGACCUCGAUGACUUCAUUGAAGAUGAUGAAGACGCACUUGAGGACGAAGAAUACGAGGAGGAAGAGGAGGAAGACGAAGACGACAAAGAUGUUGAAGAUGACUUGAACAAUCUUGAAGAGCAAGGAGGUAUUCUUACUGACGAAGGAGAGGACAUUGAGGAGCCAAUUAAAAACGUCCCCGCACCUCCCAUCGACGAUGUCUUUACUUCCGCCCCAACUCUCCGGAAAUCCCGCAAGAUCAAAAGGCCGAGGGAGUCUACCCCUACACCUGAGUUUCCUACGCAUGGGUCACAAUUGCCAGCAACACCCGCAACUCCGGUUGCAGAUAGGUCUCCUACCAAACGUAUGCGCACGGAACCUCCGCCUACGCCUUCUCCGACGAAGAGGGCCACCCCCAAGAAGAAAGCCAGCGAAACUCCUGCUACUCCUGCCAGGCGAUCAGCCCGCAAGGCCGCUGCAGAAACUCCGUCCUCCAGGAUGAAUGCUCUUUCUAUCGUCGAUAUUGGAACUCCUUCUUCGAUCCCUGAAAGCAAAUCUCCUUCAAAAAAUACCCGCAAAGUGUCGACACCUCGUUCCAAGAUUGCGAAGAAGUCUCAGGCACCCAAGGCGGGAACUGUUUCUGUUGCUACCGACAAUGACACUGUUGUUGUGUCCGCCCCCGUUACAGCCAGCGCUAUUGCUCCUGUUGUCACCAGUGCCGCUAUUCCGGCUCCCAGUGUUGUGCCACCCGCCCUGGGACCACGUAGCCUCCGAAAUCCUGCUCUUUUGGUAUACAACUCCGAUCUCAAUAGUGUUCAAUCAGCGGCUUUGCCAUUUGCGUGCGAGGUUUCGGUUGGAAUUACUAGAGAUCCCGAACUCGAAGUGAAAGGAUGUUACAAAAACCUUCCACACCUCAGGCAAAUAGAGACCUUUAGCAACGUCGACACCACUCAAGUUCAUGGGCUGGUGGGCUUCAGUCAAUUGCAACAGUGGCAUGGCGCGAAUUUUCCCUCCAGUUUCCUUGCAUCCUUCCUCAACUUUUCCAUUGAGGAAUGUUUCGCCAAUCUUGGUCGCGUUAGCCCUUUGCUAUUGAAGUCACAGUCCAUGUGGGGACAACGUUACGAACUUCGAAACGCAUCUGGAGAGCCGUUACAGUGCCUAACUCCAAUUGUGACAACGUCCUCGUUUCUUCACGAAAUGAAUCCUCGAUUGACAUGGGGAGGCCAUUACGUCCAAGGGGUUCCGAUGGCAUAUUGGUGGGACCGGGCUUUGGCUGUCAUCGGGAUGGUAACCCAUCAACCAAAGUUAGAGGUCCCUUCCUACCACAACGCGAUACAAUUUACCACCAAGAACAAACCGAACGACAAAAGUGCAGAUGAACAAAUGAGCUCUACCGCGCAGACACUUCCUAAGUCGCUUUUUACAACCGCACCGGCGGUAUCGCUCAAGACGACUCCUCAGCCCAAGAAAAAAGCCACAAUGUUGGCUUACAGCGAAAAAUUUCCCAUUUAUGAUUUGCGUACUUUGUUGAAAGAUUUUCCUGAGAAGACUUUCACCAAGGAGAUGCUGGAAGACAGAGAUUUAUAUCUUCCUUUGUGGAAUGAAAUACCCUAUGGUUCGUUGGUCAUUAUGUCCCAUAUGAUUCACAUCGCACAACCUGCGACCGGUGGAAAUCAUUUUAAAUUGUUCAACUAUGCACAGUGGGGAUUUUUGCUGUCCAGUCCAACUGUUGACUAG
Psilocybe cubensis is the source of this 2217-nucleotide messenger RNA. RefSeq lists its product as uncharacterized. The coding region runs from base 1 to 2217 and encodes 738 amino acids. Lineage: Eukaryota; Fungi; Basidiomycota; Agaricomycetes; Agaricales; Agrocybaceae. The transcript is spliced from 15 exons. The record is from RefSeq and is a predicted model, not a curated record.